Lolium rigidum is the source of this 3699-nucleotide messenger RNA. Its product is annotated as putative disease resistance protein At1g50180. Lineage: Eukaryota; Viridiplantae; Streptophyta; Magnoliopsida; Poales; Poaceae. The record is from RefSeq and is a predicted model, not a curated record. Gene Ontology annotation, molecular function: ADP binding; nucleic acid binding; zinc ion binding. Gene Ontology annotation, biological process: defense response to other organism. The transcript is spliced from 6 exons. Bases 1 to 3699 code for a protein of 1232 amino acids.
AUGGCAGAGUCAGCUGUUAGAACCGUGAUUGGGAGCGUGGGCAAUCUUGCGGUUCAUGAGACCAAAUUCUUAUGCGGGGUUACCGUUGAAGUGGCCUUCUUGAAAGACGAGCUCAUGCGGCUACAAGCCUACCUCAAAGACGCCGACAACAAAUGGCGGUCAGGAAAUGCGAGAGUUGCUAUAUUGGUCACCCAGAUCAGGACUGCAGCGUAUGAGGCUCAGAAUGUCAUCGAAGCUGCAGAUUACAUGGAGAAGAGAAGGAGACUCAAAAAGGGGUUCAUGGGUGCCAUUUCAAGGUAUGCCUGUUUGCCGAGUGAUUUGGCCAACCUUCAUAAAAUCGGUGUUGAAAUUCAACGCGUAAGAAGGAAGCUCAGUGAGAUAUUUCAAAGUGCAGAUCAUCUGAGAAUUGAUUUGGAUAAUACUGUUGUGGUGAGCGGCCAAGUUGAGGAUGAGUUUCCACAAGAUUGGGGCCUUAGGCAUCAAAACUAUGAAGAUGAUGUUGUUGUGGUUGGACAAAUACUUAGUGUUGUCUCCAUAGUUGCCAUGGGUGGAGCGGGGAAAACAACACUUGCAAGAAAGGUAUACACUUCAUCUAGAGUUAAACAACACUUCAACACAGUUGCUUGGGUGACCGUAUCUCAGAAAUUCAACGGUGCUGAUUUACUAAAGGAGAUUAUGAAACAAAUUAUAGGGGAGAAAGAUGAGUUAAUUGACCAAAUGCAGGAGUAUGAGGUGGGAAAGAAAAUCAAUGGAUUUCUGUUGGAACGAAGAUAUUUGGUAGUUCUCGAUGAUGUGUGGGAGGAAGACACAUGGGACCAACUAAAUAGAACGAUCAAAGCCUUUCCGGAUACAAAUAAUGGUAGUAAGGUAUUAUUAACGACACGUAAAGAAAAAGUAGCAAACCAUAUUGAAAUGCCAACCCACGUUCAUGUUUUGAAGGAGUUAGACCAAGAGAAAAGUUGGGAACUUUUUAGUAGCAAAGCUAUACCAACAUACAGAAGGUCCGUCAUAGGUGAUGUGAGUGAGUUGGAACAACUAGGGCGAUUGCUUGCAAGAAAGUGUGAUGGUUUACCACUUGCACUCGCUGUUUUGGGAGGUUACCUAUCAAAGAAUCUAAAUUUGGAAGCAUGGUCGGAGACAUUGUCGUGUUGGCCAUCAACUAGAAACACACAGCUGAUGCACGACAUACUAGCUCGCAGUUACAAGGACAUGACCGACCAUUAUUUAAGAUCUUGUUUCCUCUAUCUUGCUAGUUUUCCUGAGGAUUUCAGGAUAGAUGUAUCUGUUCUUAUUGCACUAUGGAUAGCAGAAGACUUUAUUCCACAAGCCCCAAAACAUGAACAAGAAGAAACUGCACGCAAGUAUGUAGCUGAGCUAGCUCAAAGAAGCCUGUUGCAGGUUACUCGCAGAAGCAUGGCACACGGAUGGAUUGAGCAAAUAGGGGUACAUGAUAUUUUACGUUAUUGGUGUGUAGAAGAGGCAAGACAAGAUGGUUUUCUUGAUGUCAUCGAUAAAAUUUCAGGCCAAGUUGGUGUAGCAUUGACUGAUAUGAUGAUAUCAUAUCGUUCUUCUUAUCAAGAUUACAGUGGUCAGAAUUUGCAGGCAACACCAAAUCUUCGAGCUCUAAUUGGCUUUCAACUUCCAUCGAUAUCCCUCCCUAAACUCAGAUUUCUUCGAGUUCUUCACAUCCAAAAUUCAAGGCUAAGAGAUUUCUCUGGUGCAAUUGCUGGAUGCAUUCACCUAAGAUGCCUCAGGCAUGUUUACCUUUGUGAUGGAUUUUCUCCACCAAGCAGUGUGCAACAACAAAAAGAGCUCCGGACCUUCCGGUUAAAAGAUUCUCUUGCUACAAGUAAAUUCUGCAAUUUUGACAUGGUGAGGUUUUUGGGUCAAAUGACAGAACUAACAACCCUGUCAUUGGUAAUACUUCCAAACAUGCUUGCGGAGAUGAUGAAUGUAUUUGCAAACAUGCCUCGCUUGGUUGAUGUUGAACUCUAUAAACUGAGUGCGUUUGACAAAUUUCCUGAGAGCCAUCAGUUUCCACAAAACAUACGAAGUUUGAGUCUAUAUGCUAACGCCUUCAAACAAGACCCGAUGCCGGCGUUGGAGAAUCUUCAGUGUCUUGUGGUACUAAAGUUGGAAGGGUACAGUGGCCGAAUAAUGUCAUGCUCUGCACGGGGUUUUCCUCGUCUACAAAAUUUGGAGCUUUUUAGUUUUUCUUACACCGAGGAGUGGACAAUUGAAGUAACGACCAUGCCAAAGCUCUCCCACCUGAUACUCGAGGGGUUCCAUAAGAUGAGAAAGCUCCCCGAUGGGUUGCUGCAAAUUCCGUCCCUUAAUCAUCUAGAACUAGAAGAUGUGCCCUUGAUAUCUGUUGGACAUGAUAGCACGUCGAAGGAGCUGCAGAAGAAAGGAUGCAAGGUGCUGCCGCCGAUCCGUGGAGCUCAACUUGUCGGUCUUCUGGAUAGAACUGAUGCCGCUGCCAAGAAGCUGAUGGUCAUCGAACCAGCGGACGCCGAUGCCUCCAAGCCGGCCAAGACGGCGCCGAAUUCGGCAUACGCAGCCUGGCUGUCCAGGGACCAGAUCGCCCUGGCAUAUCUUCAGCAGACGCUCCUGUUCAUCGGAUCGAGCACUCCGCAGAACUCUAGCGUUCCAUCGAACAGAUGUUUGCCGCCCAAAGCGAGGUCCGGGAAUUCCAACCUGCUGAUCGCCCUCGCCAACACCAAACGCCAUCAAUUCCCCACUACAUCGGCUUACCUCACCAAGAUGCAAGGUUUUGCCGACGAUCUUGCUGCUGCUGGACGUGUUCUCCUCGAUAAGGAACUCGUUUCCUACAUCCUGGCUGGCCUCGGAUCCGGAUAUGACGCCCUGGUGGCAGCCCUGGGCGUGGUCACCACGCCGCUGUCCCUGGGCACUCUGUACUCACAGAUCCAAAGCUUCGAUCAACGCCAAGAGAUGCAUAAUGGUGGCUCCCAUGGCGACUUUGAAUCAUCUGCCAAUGCCGCCUCUCGCCAGCGCCGUCCCCGCUCCAACAGCCAGUACUAUGGCCGCCCGCGUGGUGACCGCGGUGACCGUCGGGAGGACAGAUGCGAGGACAGGCGAGAUGAUCUCCGUGACUCUCGCCGCGAGGAUCGCCCGCAGCUGCACUUCGGCCGUGGGGGUGGACGUGCACCUCUAGGAGGGGGCCGUGGCCGUGGACGUGGCCGCCGCCGCACCACACCCUGGGUCGAUGUCAUGUGUCAGAUUUGCAACAAGGAGGGACACACCGCCAAGGAUUGCUGGUGGCAUUUUGAAGAUGAUGAUGAUGACUCCUAUGGUGACAAAGAAGGCAAUGAUGCAUACUAUGGUGUUGACACCAAUUGGUACUCCGAUACGGGUGCCACACAUCACAUCACCGGUGAGCUCAACAAUUUGACGGUCCGUGAUGCAUACAAGGGCAAUGACAGGGUCAACACGGCCAAUGGGCAAGCAAUCCACCUCGGGAUCGUCAAGAUCCUCCUCGGAUCAGCCGCCCGCCUCUCCGCAUCCACCACCUGGCGGCUCAGCCUCAUCUCCCGUGCGUGCCCUGCGCUAGGCCCCGCCAAAUCAGCAGCAGCAGCCGCAGCGGUCCCCACCCGGAUCCUCUACGCCAGACCGCGCGCCCACGCCAACCCACAUCUCCCCUGCGGCCACACCAUCGGCUACAGGAUCCUCGGCGCCUGA